AUCUCAUGGACAUGAAUGUGCGUCUCCUUAUUUAAAACGAACCCAAGAAUUAAAACGAGACACGUCAAUACUGGAGCACCCGCGUUCAGUGUUCUUCCAACCUGCCAAGUUGCAGAAGGAGCCGGGAGGACGACUCGCAGCCACUUCCUCCUCUUUCAGCCAGAUUCGUGCAGAACUGGGAGAGAGGAAAUGGGUAGCUGUUGGGAUUCAUGGGUGGAGGAGGCCCUAAGGAGGCUGGAUUCGAGGAAGGUUCUUCGUUCGGUGAGACCCGUCUUCGUGUCGUCCCAAGAAGCGAGACCCGCAACCACCGGUUUUCUGUUUGACUCGGAGGAGGGACAGGAACUAGAGACGUUCGAUGGACCAGGGAUAUGGGACAGAUCGGCGGUGGAGGUAGAAAUGUCGGAGCCUACAUUCAAGAAAUGGAUGCAGGAUACCUCUAGCUUGGGGGAGGAGGUUCUAGAUGUGCCUGUGGCCGACAAAUCAUCCUCUACUUUUAAGAAGCUAUUGCUUUUCUCAAGCAAUGAUUACUUAGGUUUGAGUUCUCAUCCAACUGUUAGAAAGGCUGCUGCUAAGGCUGCUCAAGAAUAUGGAAUGGGGCCAAGAGGUUCUGCUUUAAUAUGUGGUUACACUUGCCACCAUAGGUUGCUGGAAUCAUCAUUGGCAGCCUUGAAGAAGAAAGAGGAGUCCCUUCUUUGUCCUACAGGGUUUGCUGCCAACAUGGUGGUCAUGGCAACAGUGGGAUGUAUCAGCUCUCUUUUAUCUAAUAGUGGGAAGCCUUUGGACAAUGAAAAAGUGGCAAUUUUUUCUGAUUCUCUGAACCAUGCAUCAAUUAUUGAUGGCAUUCGACAUGCUGAGCGGUUACAAGAAGUGAAAACAUUUGUAUACAGGCAUUCAGAUAUGACCCACCUCAACUCAUUAUUAUCAAGCUGCAAGUUGGAGAAGAAAGUAGUCGUGACAGAUAGUUUGUUUAGUAUGGAUGGGGAUUUUGCACCUAUUGUGGAACUUGUCGAGCUCCGCAGGAAGCAUGGUUUUCUGCUGGUAAUUGAUGAUGCUCAUGGAACACUUGUUUGUGGUGAAAAUGGUGGCGGAGUGGCAGAGAUGUAUGGCUGUGAAAAAUAUGUGGAUAUUUGUGUAGGCACGUUAAGUAAGGCUGUCGGUUGCUCAGGAGGAUUCAUUGCUUGCAGCAAAAAAUGGAAGCUGCUUAUACAAUCUAGAGGACGUCCUUUUAUAUUUUCAACAGCUCUUCCAGUCCCGGUUGUUGCUGCUGCUCAUGCUGCCAUUGCUGUGGCUAAAAAAGAGAAAUGGCGCAGGAACCUGGUUUGGAGACGAGUAAGAGAUUUUUUUUCCUUUUCCCAAAUUGAGAUAUGGAGUCCCAUUAUUUCACUGGUUAUAGGUGGUGAAGAAAUGGCACUUCUUGCUAGCAGGCAUCUGUUGAAGGCAGGCUUCCAUGUCACUGCAAUUAGACCACCCACAGUGGCCCCUAAUUCAUGCAGGUUACGUAUUACUCUGAGUGCUGCUCAUACCACUGCUGAUGUGAAAAACCUUGUGAAUUCCCUUGCCCAGCACAUUAUGUUACCACCUGGUGAUAGCUUUGCCAAAUUUUCACCUAAAGAGAAAAAAAGAAACGGAUCUGAAGUCGACUCAAGCUACAUGGUGAUUAGUCAGUCAAAGCUGUGAGAGCUGUGGAGGCGGACUUCAUAUUUCUGUUUCAGUGUUAUCAUGCUUUCCAAUAUUGGCAAGGCAAGGAUCCAGAAUAACAAUUCUAGAUCUCCUCAGAUGUUUUCUAGGUCCAUCGUUUGACUAAUUUUCAACAGCUUUUUUUUUUGCAUGUCUUGGUUAUCGGUUGACGAUGAUCAUGAUGUACGGUAUAUAGUUUGUUUUUUUUUCAAAAUAAUAUCAAUGUAAAAGGUUUGGAAGCAGCACGUUAUGCAUGGUCACGUUUUAAACAAAAGACCAACUCUUGAGUUUGCGAGUGCAGCAAGAUGAAUAUGAUUUUUUUUAGCCAA
Messenger RNA from Nymphaea colorata (pocket water lily), 2006 nucleotides. Its product is annotated as 8-amino-7-oxononanoate synthase. Gene Ontology annotation, biological process: biosynthetic process. The coding region runs from base 16 to 1677 and encodes 553 amino acids. Lineage: Eukaryota; Viridiplantae; Streptophyta; Magnoliopsida; Nymphaeales; Nymphaeaceae. The record is from RefSeq and is a predicted model, not a curated record. The transcript is spliced from 12 exons. Gene Ontology annotation, molecular function: transferase activity; pyridoxal phosphate binding.